CCGUGCGUAGCAGCGUGUCACCACCAAGAUGGCUGCCUGUGCGCUACGCAGGGGAUUGUUGAGCACUCUGAGUAAAUACAGCAAGAAACAAGCACAUAGAAUACUUAGUGUCGCUGACAGCAGGUUCGACGUGUGUAGACCCCUGUUAGAAUGCCGAACCUGUGGAAUGUACGGUGUGGCUCAACAGACAAGGUUUAUGUCGUCACGGAACAGGCCUGAAGGGAAGAUUUUGGAGACUGUGGGCGUGUUUGAGGCUCUGAAGCAGCACGGCAAAUAUGAAACGGGACAGUUAUUUCUCCACAGCGUGUUUGGCUACAGAGGUAUUGUCUUGUUCCCAUGGCACGCUCGACUCUACGACAGAGACAUUACACCCCCGAUGUCCGACAGCAAACCCGAACACCCUGGUGCCCACGGCUCAAAGGAAGUAAAGGGCAAGACGCACACGUACUACCAAGUUCUGAUCGAUACCAGAGACUGCCCUCACAUUUCUCAACGGUCCCAGACGGAGGCAGUGACAUUUCUGGCCAACCAUGAUGACAGCAGAGCACUGUACGCCAUCCCCGGUCUGGAUUAUGUGAGCCAUGAAGACAUCCUGCCUUACAACUCUGCAGAGCAGAUCCCCAUCCAGCAUGAGCUGUUUGAGCGCUUCCUCAUGUACAACCCUACCAAAUCGCCUCCAUUCAUACCCAGGGACACCCUGAAGGCAUGGCAAGAAAAGAACCACCCCUGGUUGGAGCUCUCCGAUGUCCACAGGGAGACCACGGAGAACAUCCGUGUCACCGUCAUCCCUUUCUACAUGGGCAUGAGGGAAGGCCAAAACUCCCACGUGUAUUGGUGGCGGUACUGCAUCCGUUUGGAGAACCUGGGAAAUGAGGUGGUUCAACUAAGAGAGAGACACUGGAGGAUCUUCAGUCUUUCUGGCACACUGGAGACGGUCCGAGGACGUGGGGUGGUGGGCAGGGAGCCGGUGUUGUCUAAAGAACAGCCAGCAUUUCAGUACAGCAGCCAUGUCUCUCUGCAGUCCCCCAGCGGUCACAUGUGGGGAACAUUUCGUAUCGAGAGGACGGACGGAUCCUGCUUUGACGUCCGCAUUCCCCCUUUCUCCCUAGAGAGCAACAAAGAUGACAAAGCUCCCCCUGCAGGCUACACAUUCUAAGUCCCUUCUAGCUUUGCCUCAGCUUCAGUAUCAAAAACAAGUCAUUUUUCCUUUGAGUGUACGCAACUAAAUAUAGCCUCCUGUUGAAGGGGGAGGGGGGGCGGUGAGGAAGCAACAUCCCAGAGCAGAGCAGGUCAGGAUUCGUAUAUAAAUUGCAAAGCACUGAUCAGGUUCUUUUUUUGCAAAUGCAGCAGAUUGUCUUGCAACGACUUAACGCAGGCCUGUUUUUGAAAAAUAGAAUGUUCCCAUCAUCCGAUUAACUGCACAGUUCUUGGUUGGUUGGACUUCUGCCUGUGCUUUGUAUUAUUUAACAGUUUUAACCGUUAACAAUUUUAAAAGCAAACGGUAAUCCUUAAAACUAAGUUGGUGCGAAUGGAAAAACACACCAUUCCUGUGAAGCUGUUGCCCCUGUGGCUGUGGUGUGUUGCUUUCCUCGUCAAGUGUGUGAGUAGAAUGUAAUUGAUUGGAGACUAUUAAUAAAAUGUAUAAUUUCUAAAUGUGAAUCAAACACAAACACCAGUGAUCAGGUGCUUUCUGUUAUCUCUAAAUAACACCAGAAGCAUUAGGUCUUACAUGCAAAGUGUGUGUGUGUGUGUGUGUGUGUGUGUGUGAAAUGUUAAAACAAGACACACGUCCAGCUGUUUGACUUCCAACAAAUACACAAACUUUUGUUUUGAAACGACACUUCCGGUUGAAAUACUGUAAAUAGGAAUGUAAUUAAAAGCCAAGAAAUAAAUGUUUUCAAAAAUACA
This is a messenger RNA of Doryrhamphus excisus (bluestripe pipefish), 1908 nucleotides long. RefSeq names its product polymerase (DNA-directed), delta interacting protein 2 (gene poldip2). Gene Ontology annotation, cellular component: nucleus; mitochondrial nucleoid. Gene Ontology annotation, molecular function: DNA binding. Gene Ontology annotation, biological process: error-free translesion synthesis. The record is from RefSeq and is a predicted model, not a curated record. Lineage: Eukaryota; Metazoa; Chordata; Actinopteri; Syngnathiformes; Syngnathidae.